AUGGCGCAGGAUGUUAGCUUCCCGGAGCAGUGCCAUGGAUAUUGUUUCUCAGUACUCCAGCCAUUAAUCGAUCAUGUUCUCAAGUUAAAAGAGGCAACGGAUGACAAUGAUAAAAUGAAAGUCGAAAAGAUACACUCACUGGAGCUUACCAUUAACAAUUUGCAGAGUCAGCUACUAAAAAGUGAGACGGAAAUAAAAAACAAUGUGGAGCAAAUCAAGGUUAAAGACGAACAAAUCAAGCUGAAAGACGAUCAAAUCAAGCAGAAAGACGAACAAAUAAAGAAUCUCAGAAAGCAAAUCAUAGGGAAAGUAGGGGAAAUCAACGGGAAAGACAAAGAAAUCAUCGUGAAAGUCGAAGAAAUCAAGAAUCUCAGAGAGGAUGUGAAGAUGAUUUCGUCACUCAAUAGUGGCUCAGAUGACAUUUUUAAGAUGAAGGUCAAGGGAUGGACGGUCAUUCAACGGCGUAUCAACGGAAGUGUUGACUUUAAUCGCAACUGGACGGAUUACAAAAAUGGAUUUGGAGAUGAACGGGGAAGUUUCUUCCUGGGACUGGAAACAAUCCAUCUAAUGACCCUGGCCCAGCCUCACGAGCUGUACAUCCAACUUAGAUAUGUGAAUGGAACCACAAAAUAUGCUCGAUACGAUGAUUUCAAAGUAGGAAGCGAAAAUGAAGCCUACAAACUGAAAUCGCUGGGAGAGUAUUCAGGAACGGCCGGAGAUUCAUUUAGUUACCAUCUAGACAUGAAGUUUUCCACAUUGGACCGGGAUAAUGACCUGGCUGAGUCUUUCAAUUGCGCCAGUGCUCAUGCAGGUGGUUGGUGGUUUAAGAAUUGCUCUCUCAGGUACUCAUAUUUGUGAAUGUGAAUUCAGACGAAUUUAUCGUAUUAAUUUUCUUAUUGUUACAGUUCCCUCAAUGGAAAAUAUUAUGACGAUGGUAAAAGAACUCCCUCUCAAAAAUUCGGCAUUCAUUGGGCUACUUGGA
Drosophila obscura is the source of this 982-nucleotide messenger RNA. RefSeq names its product fibrinogen-like protein 1. NCBI's taxonomy places the organism in Eukaryota, Metazoa, Arthropoda, Insecta, Diptera, Drosophilidae. Bases 1 to 858 code for a protein of 285 amino acids. The transcript has a single exon. The record is from RefSeq and is a predicted model, not a curated record.